Molecule: messenger RNA, 2241 nt
Organism: Megachile rotundata (alfalfa leafcutting bee)
Lineage: Eukaryota; Metazoa; Arthropoda; Insecta; Hymenoptera; Megachilidae
Product: sodium-independent sulfate anion transporter
Biological process (GO): transmembrane transport
Cellular component (GO): membrane
Source: RefSeq, a predicted model, not a curated record
AAAUUAUUCCGCGCGCGGACACGCGAUUAUCCUUUUAGUAAUUGUCGUCCUUUUUUAAGUAUACUAUCAUAAUUAAAUAAUGUUAAGUGUGAAUAAAUAUAUAUGUAGCUACCUGUCAUUACAACCUCUCAGUGUCCAUCAUUCUUUAAACACUCGAUAAACUACGUCCGAAAAAUUUUAACACUAAACUGGCAAUCAAGUUCACAAGUUUCCUAUUGUUACACAAGUUGUUAAGGAGAUUUCCUUGAAAUCUGCGAUCAUUAUCAUCGAAAUAAAGAACUGAAGUUAUUAAUCUGUUUUAUCGUCCGUUUAUUUAUUAUUCAACAUCACUUUUAAUUUCGUGGGGGAGAGGUAACUUCAGGCUCCAGUUUAAAGCGCUACACCCUACGAAGGAUACCGAUCCUAGAGUGGCUGCCUCGAUACAGUUUCUCGAAAUUCCUGCAAGACUUUUUGGCGGGAAUGACCGUCGGUUUGACCGUUAUACCGCAGGGUAUAGCUUAUGCAAUUGUAGCUGGACUACCAGCGCAGUAUGGCCUGUACAGCAGUUUCAUGGGAUGCUUCGUCUACGUGGUGUUCGGUAGCUGUAAAGACAUCACAGUGGGACCAACAGCAAUAAUGGCUUUACUGUCGCAGCACCAUGUUAUAAGACUCGGAGCUGAUAUCGCGGUACUCCUCUGUUUCUUAUCAGGUUGCAUAAUCGCGAUCAUGGGAUUGCUUCAUCUGGGAUUUCUUGUUGAAUUUGUUAGUCUGCCAGUGAUUUCGGGAUUCACGAACGCAGCUGCGAUAAUAAUUGGAACAUCUCAGUUGGGAACGCUUCUUGGUCUGAGUGGUAGAAGCGACUCCUUCAUUGACGCCGUUGUCAAAGUUGUUGAUCACCUUAACGAGGUCAAAUUGUGGGACACAGUACUGGGAGUCUGUUCUAUGAUUCUACUGAUCUGUCUCAAAAACUUACGUGGAAAGAAAGAUGGAACAGCGUUUCAGAAGGCGAUGUGGGUAACGUCAUUGGCCAGGAACGCUGUGAUCGUCGUCAUCGGAAUAAUAUUGAGUUAUUCCUUGUAUUCUUACAAUAUUAAACCUUUCAAUAUUACUGGAAAUAUUACGGAAGGGUUGCCAUCGUUCGCACCACCGCCAUUCUCAAUUGUGCAUGGAAAUAAAACGUACUACUUUGAGGACCUCAUUGCGGAAUUAGGGAGCACCACCAUUUCCGUUCCACUGAUCGCCAUUUUGGAGAGCAUUGCUAUUGCCAAAGCUUUUGCUAAAGGAAAGACGGUCGACGCUAAUCAGGAGAUGCUGGCUUUGGGACUUUGUAAUAUUUUCGGAAGCUUUUCACGAUCAAUGCCGAGCACAGGAAGCUUCACAAGAACUGCUGUAAACAACGCUUCGGGUGUAAAAACACCGAUGGGCGGUGUAAUUACUGGAUGCCUGGUGCUUUUAGCCAGCGGCCUUCUGACCUCGACAUUCGAAUACAUUCCGAAAGCAACUCUCGCUGCGGUCAUCAUAGUUGCCAUGUACUAUAUGCUCGAAUUUCAUAUUUUCACAGUGCUUUGGAGAACCAAAAAGAUCGAUUUGAUACCUUUGACGGUGACUUUGUUCAGCUGUUUGGCAAUCGGUCCAGAAUAUGGGAUGAUUGCUGGAAUCGCGGUAAAUCUAAUUCUGCUGCUCUAUUUCGCGGCCAGACCCGGAUUACUGAUAGAAGAACGCCUUAUCGAUGGCUUGAAGAUCCUGUUCGUAUCCCCGAAACAAUCGUUGAGCUAUCCGGCUGCAGAAUAUCUACGGGAACGAGUAAUGUCCUGGUGCGCCAGGAGAUCAGAGACGAUUCCAGUGAUAGUGGAAGGUCGUCACGUGCUCAGAAUCGAUGCAACCGUCGCGAAGAACCUCUCUUUGCUUUUGACGGACCUGAAGGCAAGGGACCAAAAGCUCAUCUUCUGGAACUGGUGCGAGGAAGCGAGGAGGACUUUAAUAAGCUACGACGCUUCUCUGACGAUGUCCUUCAGAACUUCUGGCAGCAUAGCUCAAGUAUUUUCAGACGGAAUCACGUCGUCACACGUUCCACGCUUGGUAUGAAAUUCUAAAUCCAACGGACACAAGGAAGCCAGAGAUCUUUCACCAGAUAGGGACUUUUCAGCUGGUGAUCUAACAAAGUCACGUGAACGCUGAACGUAGUGUCGUUUUAUGACACCCAUGUCCCUGACAGACCAGGGAUCUUUUUAUAUGCACAAAUAAACACCUACGUAGUUUUUU